Antrostomus carolinensis (chuck-will's-widow) is the source of this 1911-nucleotide messenger RNA. RefSeq names its product lysine demethylase 7A (gene KDM7A). The annotation marks the transcript as partial. The record is from RefSeq and is a predicted model, not a curated record. The transcript has 10 exons. Lineage: Eukaryota; Metazoa; Chordata; Aves; Caprimulgiformes; Caprimulgidae.
CUUGUAACAGAACAUGCCUUUGAAAUUCCAGACAACAUCAGGCCUGGGCAUCUCAUAAAAGAGCUCUCAAAAGUGAUUCGUUCUGUAGAGGAGGAAAACAGCAAACUAGUUAAAACUCAGGGAAUUCUCGGUGUGUGUCCAACUUCACGGUCUUCGCAGGAAACGAAUUCCUCUCACUACUCCAGACGAAGGGUGAGGAAACUGCGAGACCAUGCAACCAAAACUCCUUCUAAUCUGGACAUCCUGGAACUCCACACCAGGGAGGUACUGAAAAGGCUGGAGAUGUCACCAUGGGAGGAGGAUACUGCAAGCUCAAAACUGAAUGGGAGAUUUAACAAGCCUUUUCAGCCAUCUUCUACAGUACCUGAAUGGCGAACAAAGGACAAUGAUCUUCGCCUUUUGCUGUCAAAUGGAAGAAUAAUUAGAGAUGAGAGACGCCCCUUUACAGAUCGAAGUCUUUACACAGCAGAUAGUGAAGAUGAUGAUGACAGGACAAGGUCGAAAAAGACAACUGUUAAGGUAGAAGAACAGCCAUCAGGAUUUGAAGGAGAAGGGAAUGCAGAUGCCCAGAAACCACUGAACAUGUUCUUUGAAAGUGUGAAAUCAGAACUCAGGAAUGGAUCCUCAGAGUACUCUGAUAUUUCUGAUUCAGAAGAAUCUGAACCUGAUUGCACUACCCAGCAGAAGGAUUCCUCUAUAGAGGAGUCGGAAAGCUCAGGUGAUGAAGAGAAACAGGAAGUAACAUCAAAUUUCAAAGAGGAACCUAAGGUCACAAGAGACCUUUGUCAAAAUACCCAGAAGCCAUCCAGAAAUGAAACUCCCAGUAAAAAGGAAUGUCCUACCUCGACAAGUACAGAAGAAGAAGCUAUUCAGGGCAUGCUUUCUAUGGCAGGAUUGCACUAUACUACAUGUUUACCAGGUCAUACUCAAAGCACAGACUGCACAGAUAAAAGAGCCUCUCUUCAGGAACACAGAAGCUACCCCAGGAGUCGUCAUAAAGACAGACAGCCAUCUCAGAGCCACAAAACAAUAGAAUGUGGUAGGUCUGUGAAGGAAGAGGAAAGAGACUUAGGGACUUCAGCCUGGGCUAGACACAUGAACGAAGCUUCAAGGUUUACCCCUCAGGAUACAAGUAAAACUCAAAAAUAUAUCAAGAAAGAGGGUGCAUCAGAAGCCAGUCAUAAGGUUCAGGAAAACAGAAGUAUAGUCCACAACAACGGCUUGAGUUUUCAGCAUGGCAAGUAUACACGAGACUCCAAUCUAAUUCAAGGAGAAUGUCGGCUGAGUGAUGGCAGCCUUAGCCCUGACAGGCCAUAUGGUGAAACAUCCUUGUCUGUACCACUUCAUCCAACAAAGAGGCCAGCGUCAAAUCCACCCCCUAUCAGCAACCAGGCGACAAAAGGCAAACGUCCAAAGAAAGGAAUGGCAACUGCUAAACAGCGCCUUGGGAAGAUCUUGAAGUUGAACCGGAAUGGCCAUGCACGCUUCUUUGUUUAAUGUAGCUGCUACUUCUACUACUGCUGUCUUUCCUACACAGACCAGUAUUGAGGUCAACAGAGCCUGGAGCUGCUGUUAUUCCUCUGCUUGAAGCAGACUUGCAUGUACCGUAUAAAACACUGCCUGAUGAACAAAAACAAGAAAGGAAAAAAAAAAAACAAAACAAAAAACAAACAACAAAAAAACCAACAACCCAAUGCUGCAUUUUCACUGUGCCACACCUGCUCAGCAAUAACCAUAUGGGAAUGGGGAAAUCCUGAGAGACAUGGACUGUGAGAAAUAGUCUCUCAUCAGGGCUUGAAUAUCAUUUGUUGCUGGUAGAUUCUGAUCUAAAUAAUGAGGGGAAGACGAUGAAGGUGGUUUAUCAAUAAUUUAUUUCUGAUAGAUUUUGACAACUUUUAAAUUCAUUUAAAA